Messenger RNA from Seriola dumerili (greater amberjack), 4832 nucleotides. It is a transcript of the gene atp11c, whose product is annotated as ATPase phospholipid transporting 11C. Gene Ontology annotation, biological process: phospholipid translocation. Gene Ontology annotation, cellular component: recycling endosome; trans-Golgi network; endoplasmic reticulum. Lineage: Eukaryota; Metazoa; Chordata; Actinopteri; Carangiformes; Carangidae. Bases 485 to 3928 code for a protein of 1147 amino acids. The transcript is spliced from 29 exons. Gene Ontology annotation, molecular function: ATPase-coupled intramembrane lipid carrier activity; ATP binding; ATP hydrolysis activity. The record is from RefSeq and is a predicted model, not a curated record.
GCUGGAGUGUAAAUUGUCUGACAGGGAGGUGAGGGGACCUGUGCACGGGCAUUGAAAAGAGAAGUAAGUUUCAAGGGGUUUCGGUGCGCAGUUUCCAAGUCAACGCGGAGGCAGACUUGAGAGCGACAAAUGAUUUGUACGAGUCUCAGCAACAGGGCGCAGAGCGAAAUGUCAGGGACUGUUUCAGCCUUGAGCAAAGGGAAGCGCGACUAGUACACCGCAACGCGGAAAAUAUUCAGGGGGGAGAGAAUGCGAAUGGUGCGAAGAUACCGAAAUCAAACAAAAUGGACACGAUGUAGCGUCGCUGCGGCAUUCCAUAUAGCUAGAACUAACGUUAGAGUAGAGAAUAGAUAGCCAAGGAGCUAGCAGGUUAACUAACAUACAUGUAAAGUCAUUCCCCCGAGAAGCUGAAGCAGAGCCUGGAGGCGUCUGUUGAAUCAGAAGAGUUCAUCAGUGUUGCGAAAUCAAAGAAGAUUAAAAGAAGAUGCUACGGAGAAGACUGAACCGUUUGCUCGGCGGUGAUGAGAGAAGAGUUGACAGUAGGACUAUCUAUGUCGGUCAUCGGUCAGGCUCCACCAAUGAGGCUAUCAUCCCACCCAAGUUCUGUGAUAACAGGAUUGUAUCCUCCAAGUAUACAGUUUGGAACUUUCUACCAAAGAACCUGUUUGAACAAUUUAGAAGAAUUGCCAAUUUCUACUUCCUUAUCAUCUUCCUGGUGCAGGUGAUAGUGGACACUCCCACCAGCCCAGUCACCAGUGGCCUACCCUUAUUUUUUGUGAUCACAGUAACGGCUAUCAAGCAGGGCUAUGAGGACUGGCUACGGCACAAGGCUGACAAUGAGGUGAAUAAAUACCCAGUGACAGUGCUAGAGGACGGCCGCAGGAUACCGAAGGAGAGUGAGAAGAUCAAGGUUGGGGAUGUUGUGGAGGUGGAGGAAGAUGAGACCUUUCCCUGUGAUUUGAUUCUGCUGCAUUCUAGCCGAGAUGACGGCACAUGUUUCGUUACCACAGCAAGUCUUGAUGGAGAGUCCAACCAUAAAACACACUACACCGUGCCAGAUGCAGAGAGGGAUCUGGAAUCUCUCAACGCCACCAUCGAGUGUGAACAGCCACAGCCUGACCUUUACAAGUUUGUUGGCCGUAUGCACAUCUACACAAAUAAUCAGGAGCCGGCAGUGAGGUCUUUGGGCCCAGAAAACCUACUGCUGAAAGGCGCCACUUUAAAGAACACUCAGAAAAUCUGUGGUGUUGCAGUUUACACUGGCAUGGAGACAAAGAUGGCUCUCAACUAUCAGGGCAAAUCUCAGAAACGCUCUGCUGUGGAGAAGUCUAUCAAUGCCUUCCUCCUUGUUUACCUUUGCAUAUUGGUGAGCAAGGCCCUAGUGUGCACUACACUUAAGUAUGUGUGGCAGAGCAAGCCUGGACAGGAUGAGCCUUGGUACAACGAGAAAACCCAGAGAGAGAAGGAGACCAAUCUGUACCUAAAGAUGUUCACUGACUUCCUGUCCUUCAUGGUGCUCUUCAAUUUCAUCAUUCCGGUGUCCAUGUACGUGACAGUGGAGAUGCAAAAGUUUUUGGGAUCCUUUUUCAUCACAUGGGACAAGGACUUCUUUGACCCUGAAAUCCAAGAGGGGGCACUGGUCAACACUUCCGACCUCAAUGAGGAGCUGGGGCAGGUGGAGUAUGUCUUCACAGACAAGACGGGUACCCUCACUCAGAAUAACAUGGAGUUCAUUGAGUGCUGCAUCGACGGCUUCCAGUACAAGUACCGGGACGCAAGCUCAGAGUUGGACGGAUUCUGCGUCACAGAUGGACCUGUGAGCAAACUACAGGAGAAAGCUGGCAGGGAGAAAGAAGAGCUGUUUCUGCGUGCCCUGUGUCUGUGCCACACGGUCCAGGUGAAGGAGUCUACAGAGCAGGGUCAAGGCCAAGCGGACGGACUGACAGACCAGGUGGAUGGCUUAGGGGUGGAUGGAGAGGUGGUCCAUCCACUGCAGGAGCAGCGAGGCUUUAUAGCUUCCUCACCCGAUGAGGUUGCUCUGGUCAAGGGUGCCAUGAGGUAUGGCUUCACAUUUCUGGGUCUGGAAAGUAAAACCAUGAAAAUUCUCAACAGGAACAAUGAUGUUGAAAUGUAUGAACUCCUUCACGUGUUGAACUUUGACCCAGUGAGAAGGCGAAUGAGUGUAAUAGUCAGGUCAAGAUCAGGUGAAACACUGCUCUUCUGCAAGGGAGCGGACUCUUCUAUCUUUCCCCGUGUGAGGCAGGAAGAGGUUGAAAGGAUACGCAUGCAUGUGGAGCGUAAUGCAACCGAGGGCUACCGGACACUGUGUGUGGCCUACAAACGUCUCAGUCCAGAGGAGUACGCCCAGGCAGAUGAAGGACUGAAGGAAGCUAGACUGGCUCUGCAGGACAGAGAAGAGAAGCUCAUGGCUGUUUACAACCAAGUGGAGACUGGAAUGAGUCUGAUAGGAGCUACUGCUGUAGAAGAUCGGCUUCAAGAGGAGGCAGCAGAGACCAUGGAGGCUCUGCAGGGGGCAGGCAUGAAGGUUUGGGUCCUGACAGGGGACAAGAUGGAGACGGCAAAGUCUACCUGCUAUGCUUGUAGGUUGUUCCAGAGAAAUACAGAGCUGUUGGAGCUGACAGUGCGCACUCUGGAGGAUGGAGGGAGGAGGCGUGAGGAACGGCUACAUGACCUCUUGAUUGAAUAUCAUAAGAAAGCUGUGCAGGAUGCACCGCCAGUUAAGGCAGGCGUCACCAGGAACUGGUCUUCGGCAAACCAAGACUAUGGUUUCAUUAUAGAUGGAGCCACUCUGUCGAUGGUGCUCAACUCCUCCUCCUCUGAAUCCAACUCAAGUCGCUACAAGAACCUGUUCCUGCAGAUUUGUCAAAACUGCACAACUGUGCUCUGCUGCCGUAUGGCUCCUCUACAAAAGGCACAGAUAGUUAAAAUGGUGAAGAACUCUAAAGGCAGCCCAAUCACUCUUUCCAUUGGAGAUGGUGCCAAUGAUGUCAGCAUGAUUUUGGAAGCUCAUGUUGGAAUUGGUAUUAAGGGUAAAGAGGGUCGGCAGGCAGUAAGGAACAGUGAUUAUGCCAUCCCCAAACUGAAGCACCUCAAGAAACUUUUGUUGGCUCAUGGGCAUCUCUACUAUGUUCGCAUUGCACACUUGGUGCAGUAUUUCUUUUACAAGAAUCUUUGCUUCAUCUUACCUCAGUUUUUGUACCAGUUCUUCUGCGGCUAUUCCCAGCAACCCCUGUAUGACGCGGCCUAUCUGACGAUGUACAACAUCUGCUUCACCUCUAUGCCCAUCCUGGCUUAUAGCCUCUUGGAGCAGCACAUCUGCAUUGAGGUUCUGCUGGACAAUGCUACCCUCUACAGAGGGAUUGCUAAGAAUGCCAUGUUACGGUGGGGACCAUUCCUCUACUGGACAUUACUGGGAGUCUUCCAUGGCUUGCUCUUCUUCUUUGGUGUUCGGUAUCUGUUUAGUAACCCAGCACUACAGGACAACGGCCAGGUUUUUGGGAACUGGUCAUAUGGAACAAUAGUCUUCACUGUCCUUGUCUUCACUGUCACAUUAAAGCUUGCUCUGGACACACGUCACUGGACGUGGAUCAACCACUUUGUAAUCUGGGGAUCCCUGGCUUUCUACGUGUUUUUCAGCUUCUUCUGGGGAGGAAUAAUAUGGCCUUUCCUGAGGCAGCAGCGUUUGUACUUUGUGUUUGCCAACAUGCUGAGCUCGGUGUCAGCCUGGCUGGUCAUCAUCUUGCUCAUCCUCCUCAGCCUACUGCCAGAGAUCCUGCUUGUGGUGUUCCGCAAGCCCCGCGGCCCCCACGCUCGACAGAUGAAACAUCGCCUUCCUUCCUCGGGGACAUCUACUAUCUUCAUGUUGUCGCAGACCGCUAGCACUCACAGCUUCUCGUGGAGUGACUGAGGUCUCUUUUUCUUUCUGUCAGUUCUUAUACUUAAGACUCUUCCUGCAGAGUUUCUGUGUCUGCCAGUCUUGCUUGUUUCCUACCUUUUGUGUCCUUCCUCUCCCACUGUUACUCAUUCCUUACCCUCUAAAGUAACUCGGGCUGGUGUUCUGCAGCUUCUUAUAGUCCCCACUCGGUCGGAUGGAUUAGGUCAAAUACUUCAGAUUAGAGAUUAUUACCUCACGAAUGGCAUCCUUGGAGGGCCCCAUCUUUAAACCUUGACUACAGUGCUUUUCUUUAGAGAUAUGUUUAUUAAAUUGGGAGGAAUGUUGGUCAAAUGGGGUGGUGUGUGCCCAACUCUGCCAGCAGUGUGGAGUAGGACCAGGUGUCCAUGCUGAAAACGUGCAGCCAGUCUUCCAUCCUUGUAUGUCCAGUUGUCGCAGUCAGUGUCUCCUCCCAGCUGCCUGUUCUGCUGCAAUGCCUGCUGCCUCCGCAUGUCCAGUCAGGUGAAUGCAGCACGUCAAAACACCCAAACCUACCUGCAUGAGGCUCAAGUCAACAACCUCAUCCUGGAUCCUCACCACAAUCCCUGCGGGUCACUGCAUUUUGUCUGUGCGUGUGUGUGCGCGUGCGUGUUACAUUGUCCAUUCUUUUUAAGAAAUCUGAAAGGAUAGUGGCCCUGUAUUAAUCUGGACGAAUUGGUAUGGAGUCAAGGCGUCUGAAAAUUAUUAUUGCAAGGAAAAGGUAUCUAAAAAGGCAUCCAAACUGAAUUUCAUUAUCCACCUGUCCAGUUUUGAAGGCUUUGUGUCUGUAUAUGUUUGUUCCCUGUGUAUGUCUGUGUGCAAGAGAGAGCACAAGGGGAGAGAGAGAGACAAAAGUGUGUGUGUGUCUGUCAGCGUAGUGAUGUCAUUGGUGUCUCUUGCC